AUGGCGGACUCUCGGAGGGUUCAGUUGACCACGUUGCCCCCCGGUCCAGUCCCCUCGGAACCGGCCCCAAAGCCCCGGAAGUCCCCGACAGCUGGCCCGCGGGCAGAAGUGGGCCGCCCGGACCCCGGCACAGUCCGGCUGGAGCUCGCGCUGUUCGAGGCGGAUGAGCGGAGCUCUCCGGAGUUCAGCUACAGCCGGCUGGUCGACAGCAAGAUCAACUGCACUAAAGAAAAAGUCCCACUCAGCAGAUUUGAAGAGGAAGAAAUGAGGGAGACCGACGAGGUCGCUGCUAUGUCAAAGAAGUUGGAAAAUCUAUAUGGUGAUAAACCAAAGAAACAACAACAACAACAACAGAAGGAGGACCGCAUUCAGGACUUGAUUGACAUCGGCUUCGGUUACGAUGACGAGGAUUCCUUCAUCGACAACUCUGAGGCGUACGACGAGUUCGUGCCGGCCUCCAUCACGACCCGAUUCGGCGGCUUCUACGUGAACUCUGGCGUGCUCCACUUCCGCCAGGCGUCCGAGGCCGAGGAGCCCGAGGAGCUCGCCACCGACGAGGAAACACCCGAGUCCCCCAAAGUCAACCGAGGUCACGACAAGCCGAAGAAGAAGCGCCGCGCAGAAGGAGCGAUCGUCAGGGAGGCGGAGUCCAGCGCCUUGUCUGAAAAUGGACCGGACGCCACGACGACGAUGAAGAAGAGGAAGAAGAAGAUGGCCGCCGGCCCGCUGAGCGUCACCAGCAUGUUGAAGAAGUUCCAGAGGGAGAAGGAGAAGGAGCGACAGAAGAUGGCGAAAGCCCCUCAGAAGAGCGCCGCCGUCGUCCCGGUGAUCGUCUUCGUCCCGCCGGACGCCGGCGGCGGCGUGCCGGGUCUGACGGACCCGCUGCUCAGUCUGAUCGGCUCCACCGACGACCACGCCCUGAUCCAAGCGGCCAACGCCGUGGAUUUCGACAUCGACCUCGACUCUUUGUUGGACGUCACCGAACAGUCGCAGCCCGCCGCCGAGGCGCCACUCUUCAGGUCCAAGGCGGACGAUCCGGUGGAGGCCGCCGCCGCCCCUCUGGUCCGACCUCCGGACCCGGAGACCGGCGUUCGUCCGCCGCCUCACUCGGCGCCGACCCCCCCGCCGCCGCCCGGCGCCCCGGCCUCGGCGUCCCAGUGCGUGGUCCCGCUGCCGGAGGGACUUUCCCCGCGGCUGGAAGUCAGCAUCCGGAAGCUGCUGGCGGUCAUCAAGACGUCGGAGCGAGAGAAGCUCAAGUUCUUCACCCCGGAAAUCAACUCCACCCUCCUCGACAUCGAGGUGCAGUGCCGGGAGCAGGGCGUGCAGCUGCGCUCCAAGGUGUACACGCACCUGUCGGCCUUCCUGCCCUGCAGCAGAGACACGCUCCUCAAGCGCGUCAAGAAGCUGUUCCUCGCCCACACGGUGAGCUGCAGCGGCGUCACGGGGCUUCUUCGCCAGGAGGAGCCCCCCGACGUGGACGACCCCCUGCAGAAGCUGAAGGAGGCCAUCGGCAGAGCCAUGCCCGAGCAGACCGCCUCGUUCCGCGAGAGCUGCCGGCUGCACGAGCUCGGCCGGACCUCCAGGGCCACUGAGGAGGAGGCGGUAGAGGAGAACCUGGAGGAGAAAGGUGGGAGGAGAGGAGGAGGAGGAGGUCCGAAGAAGUCGUUCAAAUGGAACGAAGAGAUCAGGCGGGGGUUGUGCGAGGUGCUGCGCGUGCGGAUGGAGAGCUACAGCACCCGAGGGAGUCAGGAGAUGGAGCUCCAGCUGAAGAGCUUGUUGGACAACGAGGUCCAACCGCUGUGGCCCAAAGGGUGGAUGCAAUGCAGGGUGCUGCUGCGGAGAGCAGGAAGAUGUUGAGCCUCUUCACGCCGCCGCCAGUGAAGCCGGCCCGGCUCAAGAAGAGGUCCACCUGGGGCCCUCCUCUCCAGGGGCCGCCCC
Messenger RNA from Pseudoliparis swirei, 1938 nucleotides. RefSeq names its product ubinuclein-1-like. The transcript is spliced from 13 exons. Bases 1 to 1857 code for a protein of 618 amino acids. Gene Ontology annotation, cellular component: nucleus. The record is from RefSeq and is a predicted model, not a curated record. NCBI's taxonomy places the organism in Eukaryota, Metazoa, Chordata, Actinopteri, Perciformes, Liparidae.